Messenger RNA from Populus nigra (black poplar), 2180 nucleotides. RefSeq names its product 3-oxoacyl-[acyl-carrier-protein] synthase I, chloroplastic-like. NCBI's taxonomy places the organism in Eukaryota, Viridiplantae, Streptophyta, Magnoliopsida, Malpighiales, Salicaceae. The record is from RefSeq and is a predicted model, not a curated record. Gene Ontology annotation, molecular function: 3-oxoacyl-[acyl-carrier-protein] synthase activity. The transcript has 7 exons. The coding region runs from base 376 to 1950 and encodes 524 amino acids. Gene Ontology annotation, biological process: fatty acid biosynthetic process.
AUAAAAUAUAAAAUGAUGAUACUUCGAUAUUUCCCUCUCUUUUUUUUUACCAAAACCUCAAAAAAGGUGGAGGAUGUAAUUAACCGGUUCCGACAUGAUCGACGAUAAGCAAUAGACAAAGCAGUUGGGAAGUGCCAGCCAAAGUUCCAAACGUUAGUUGUUCAGGGUAGUUAACCGGCUUGAACAAAAUGAAAGAGAAACUAAAACUGUUUUGGCUUCUACCGCCCACGAAUUGUUGGUGGCGGAUUCUCCAAUCUUAAAUCAAACCAGCAAACAAGACUCGUUCUUUGUUAAGUCCUUCUCUGCCUCUGAUAACCCAAAGUUGAACUAGUUUUUAAAUCACUCAAGCUUUACACAGAGGAGAAGGAGAGAGACAUGGCAGGCAUUGCUGGUGCAGCUUGUUCUUCUAAUGUACUCUUUGGAAGCAGAGAAGUAGGGAGCGAUGGAGCUUCUCUGACACAGUACAGGGGGCUUAGACCAGUUGAAAACAUGCAACUGGCUCCAACUGGGAGUAAGCCAAGUGGGUCCAUUUCUACUUCACCUUCAAAAUCAAGAACAAUUAGAGCAAUGGUAUCUCAAACUGUUUCAGCUCCCAAGCGUGAAAAAGAUCCCAAAAAACGAGUUGUCAUUACUGGAAUGGGACUAGUCUCAGUUUUUGGUUGUGGCAUCGAUACAUUCUAUGACAAGCUCCUGGAAGGAGAGAGUGGGAUCAGCCUAAUUGAUAGGUUUGACGCUUCGAGUUUCUCUGUUCGUUUCGCUGGUCAGAUUCGUGAUUUUUCUUCCAAAGGAUACAUUGAUGGUAAAAAUGAUCGCCGUCUUGAUGAUUGCUGGAGGUACUGUCUGGUUGCUGGCAAGAGGGCCCUUGAAGAUGCCAACCUUGGCUCUGAAGUGCUUGAAAAUAUGGACAGUACAAGAAUUGGAGUGCUGGUGGGAACAGGCAUGGGAGGCUUAACCGCUUUUAGCAAUGGAGUUGAAUCUCUUGUCCAGAAGGGAUAUAAGAAAAUGUCUCCAUUCUUCAUUCCUUAUUCCAUCACCAACAUGGGUUCAGCAUUGUUAGCUAUAGAAACAGGAUUAAUGGGCCCUAAUUACUCCAUCUCAACUGCUUGCGCGACUGCAAAUUACUGCUUCUACUCGGCUGCUAAUCACAUUAGAAGAGGUGAAGCAGAUAUCAUGGUAGCUGGGGGAACAGAGGCUUCAGUCAUUCCUGCUGGUGUUGGUGGUUUUAUAGCUUGCAGAGCACUGUCUCAAAGAAAUGAAGACCCUAAGAAAGCUUCAAGGCCUUGGGACAAGGAUCGUGAUGGUUUUGUCAUGGGUGAAGGCUCUGGAGUGCUGAUAAUGGAGAGCUUAGAACAUGCAAUGAAAAGAGGAGCUAAUAUAAUAGCAGAAUAUUUAGGAGGUGCUGUGACUUGUGAUGCUCAUCACAUGACAGAUCCCCGUUCAGAUGGCCUCGGAGUUUCAACUUGCAUAGCCAAAAGUUUGGAAGAUGCCGGAGUUUCCCCUGAGGAGGUGAACUAUGUUAAUGCUCAUGCAACAUCAACACUAGCAGGGGAUUUGGCUGAGGUUAAUGCAAUCAAGAAAGUCUUUAAGAACACUUCUGAGAUCAAGAUGAAUGGGACUAAGUCAAUGAUUGGACAUGGUCUUGGUGCUGCUGGUGCAUUAGAAGCCAUAGCAACUAUAAAAGCAAUCAACACUGGAUGGCUUCACCCAACUAUCAAUCAAGAUGUAUGUACCAUCAUCCUAAUUUCUCUUACUCGUGUCAUGCUCCACAUUAGUUUACUCCAAUAUUUCCUAAUGCUUUAUUACUCAACUCUGCAGAAUAUUGAGCUUGAUGUUACAAUUGACACUGUUCCGAAUGUGAAGAAGCAACAUGAAGUUAAUGUUGGUAUCUCAAAUUCAUUUGGCUUUGGAGGACACAAUUCUGUUGUCGUUUUCGCUCCCUUCACAGCCUAAUUGAAUAAAACUCAAGCCAAGCAGUUUUUCUCUCCCACCCUUGGGAAAUUUAUAAGUUUUCAGUGUUGAAAUUGCCUAUAUGGAUAUUGGGAACAUCUCUGAUUUUUUCAACGAUGAGUACUGAAUAUAAAGUAGCUCUUUUGAUCAUUCCAUUUGCUCUAAUAACUAUGUAUCAUGAGAAGAGAUUCUGUAUUUUGUAAGUCAAUAAUAAAACAUUCUUGUUGUCUUCU